ACGAUCUGAUCUUCCCUGCUAUUUAAUUUAACUCAGGAGCUGUCUGUGCUGAACGACGCUCACAUGACAUGGACGAUCGAGCUAGGCUCAUCGUCGUUCUGCUCAGGACGGGCGAUAUAGCACAACAUGGUUGCCGCCGCUGCUGAAGCCUGCUGGUUGUCGUUCCUCGUCGUCAUCCUACUCAUCGCCGUGGCAGCGGCUUCGAAGCUGCGGCUUGCGGCGCAGGCCUCGCUGGAAGCGGCUGCUGGCGCCCGUGGUGUCAAGUUGCACGUCGGCCAGCGGCAGGUGGUCGUGGACAACGGCGUGGUGCAGGUGGCGAUGUUGGCACCGGAGGGCCGGAUCACCGGCGUCGGUUACGGCGGCGAGCCUAGCAACCUGCUGGAGUACGACGCCGGCCAGGGAGACUCCGGAGGGUACUGGGAUUCGGUUUGGAACUAUCCCGGCUCUGAUCUUCCGGGACAAUACAAUACGUUGGAUAGUACAGAGUUCAACGUAGUAUCCUCAAGUGAAGAUCAAGUGGAGCUUUCUUUCAGGAGCACAUACAGCCCAUCUCUUCACAACAGCUUUCGGCUAAACAUCGAUAAGAGGCUUGUGAUGCUCAAAGGUAGUUCUGGGUUCUACUGCUAUGCCAUCUUUGAGCAUGCCAGGGACUGCCCUGCUCUGAACAUCACCGAGGCUCGGCUCGUCUUCAAGCUCAACAUGGGAAAGCAUGUUUUUGCCUACCUCAAAUGUGCUAGGUUCAAUUACAUGGCUAUUACAGACGACAUACAGAGGUACAUGCCAAGUGCAAUUGACAGAGAUGAACCUCGUGCUGUCCCACUGGCUUACAAGGAGGCUGUUCUCCUUGUUGACCCCAAGGAACCCCAGUUCCGAGGAGAGGUGGAUGACAAGUACCAGUACUCACUAGAUAACAAGGACAAUGUUGUUCAUGGAUGGAUCAGUGGCGGCGAUCCGAACCCCAUGGGUUUCUGGGUCAUCACACCCAGCAACGAGUUCAAGAGCGGCGGGCCUUUCAAGCGGGAACUCACCUCCCAUGUCGGCCCCACAUCCCUCACAAUGUUUUUUGGGACACAUUACAUUGGUAAGUACAUGGUGGCCAAGAUCGACAAUGGCGAGAGCUGGAAGAAAGUUUUGGGUCCAGUGUUCAUCUACCUGAACUCAAGCCCCAAGAGUGGCAACACCCCCCAGGCUCUAUGGGAAGACGCCAAAGCACAGGCACAAGCCGAGGCGAGGAACUGGCCCUACAGCUUCCUUGCAUCGCCAGACUUCCCCAAGGCAGCCGAGAGGGGAUCCAUUACAGGGAGGCUCCUCGUCAGAGACAGUUACAUGAGCAAGAAAGACAUUCCUGCUGCAUUGGCUUACAUUGGGCUCGCCGCGCCCGGGCAGGCCGGUUCGUGGGCCACAGAGAGCAAGGGGUACCAGUUCUGGACAUGGGCCGCAUCGGAUGGCGCUUUCAGCAUCGACAAUGUCCGGGAAGGAGUGUACAAUCUUUACGCGUUUGUUCCCGGGAUUCUUGGAGACUACUGCUACAGUUCACCUUUAACCAUAGCUCCAGGUCGUGUCAUGAGUGUUCGUGACCUUGUGUUCGAGCCCCCGAGGUCAGGCCCGACGCUGUGGGAGAUUGGUGUGCCAGACCGGACUGCGGCAGAGUUCUACGUCCCUGACCCUGACCCCAAGUACAUCAACAGGCUCUUCGUCAACAAGGACAGGUACAGGCAGUACGGCUUGUGGGAGCGAUACGCCGCCUUGUACCCAGAGAACGACCUCGUCUUCACGGUUGGUAAAAGCGACGAAUCCAAGGACUGGUUCUUUGCGCAACCCACAAGGAAGGUAGGCCAGGACACCGUGCCGACAACAUGGCGGAUACGGUUCGGUUUGGACCGUGUCGUGGCAGGCGGCACCUACACGCUGCGGAUCGCCCUUGCAGCUUCUGAAACGUGUAGAUUGCAGCAGGUGCAAGUGAACGACGGGGGUGGCGGUGGCGGUGUGUUCACGACGCCGGUGAUGGGGGACGACAACGCGAUCGCGCGCCACGGGAUCCACGGCCUGCAGUGGAGCCUCGAGUUCGCGAUCGGGGGGCACCUGCUGCUCCAAGGCGACAACGCCAUAGACAUCAAAGUGGCCGGAGCCGGAGGUCCGGCGGCGGACAGGAUCGCCGGGGUCAUGUACGACUACAUCCGCCUGGAAGGGCCUUCCUCCGGAGGCGUUCUGAAGAUUGCGCCCCUUGGCCGGGUUUGGAUGGGGAUCUUUUUUCUGUCGUCGGUGGCCUUGGUCGUCAUGUCCCAGUAGUGCCGUAGUGCGCGCGAUCUGACAUGCACUGGAAGGAACAGUAGUGCAUUGGCGCUCGUGCAUUUCAGCCCGACACCCAGCACCCGAAUUCGAAACGUUGACGUAUUACACCUAACGAUCCGGGAAAUUCAGUAGUCUGAACACGAACUGAAUGUGCAGUGACUGUUUUGCCUUUGAAUAUAAUGUUCCGUAACAGCCCUAGGCUAAUUAAGAUGUUAAUGAUAAAUUUAUACUGCACAUGAAACUAUAAAACUGCAGAGCUAAGCCCUGUGUAAUUUA
Panicum virgatum (switchgrass) is the source of this 2568-nucleotide messenger RNA. Its product is annotated as rhamnogalacturonate lyase-like. NCBI's taxonomy places the organism in Eukaryota, Viridiplantae, Streptophyta, Magnoliopsida, Poales, Poaceae. The transcript is spliced from 11 exons. The record is from RefSeq and is a predicted model, not a curated record. Gene Ontology annotation, biological process: carbohydrate metabolic process. Gene Ontology annotation, molecular function: catalytic activity; carbohydrate binding. Bases 127 to 2289 code for a protein of 720 amino acids.